Molecule: messenger RNA, 3256 nt
Organism: Athalia rosae (coleseed sawfly)
Lineage: Eukaryota; Metazoa; Arthropoda; Insecta; Hymenoptera; Athaliidae
Gene: udt
Exons: 9
Coding region: 154-1995 (613 amino acids)
Source: RefSeq, a predicted model, not a curated record
CGUCUUGCGUUUGUGGUGGUGAUAUCGUUAGAUGAUGCCUUCGUAGGGCGUGGAUGAGUGACGAUGUCUGCCAAUUGCAACUUUUAAUGUAAUCUGAAUUAACUGAUUUUUUUAUAAGUUUCUCAGUUUUAUCGAUUUGACAAGUGCUGCAAUAUGGAACGACGACUGACAGUAUUUACUCACAUAUUAUGCUGCAUCUUUAUACACGCCAGUCUAGCAAGUGGUCAAGAUGAAAACCCUUGUCAGAUUCCACUCAUAAUCAGAGGGUCAUGGUUUUCAUGGGAAAAUGGCCAAAAAACACAGACUGAAAUCAAUGCAGAAACCAUGACUGGCAAGGGCUUCUGUGUCAACAUGCUUGAAGAAUAUCAUGUUAAUUACACUUUUGUAUUUCAAAAAGACAUCUGCUACCACUGCGUUAAGCUUAUUGUCAGAACAGUCAAUGUUUUGGAGAAGCUCGAAUCCAGUUGCGUAAAUUUAAGAAAUGGUGUCCAGCCAACAGUAGAAAACGUAUGCAGCGGUAUUCAUCCAGAUCAACAAUUAAUCACCUUAUUCUCAGAAAACUAUGUCCCUGUCAAUUGUCGAUCAUCUCUCGAAGGUGUUUGGCAAUUCGCUUAUCAAAAUCGAUUCAGAUUCACCGGUGAAUGUAACAACCCAGAUGCGCACAUCCGUUCAUGUCAAACGGCUGGAACUCAAUUUCUGAUAACAAAUCAAAAGUUUACAAUCAAUUACAAACGAUGCGAAAGUUUGGAAGGAACUUCGGAUGCAUUGGUGGAAUAUAGCUGCUUGGGAGACUGGUUUGUUGACAAAAAUCACUUUUUUGCUGUUGCAAAUACCAAAGAAUCUCGAAAGGAUGAGAAAUAUCGAUGUUUUCUUAAGAAUCGUGAUGACGAUUUAUACAUUGGUGUUUCUAUAACAGCUGAGUGUAAUACAUUGAAAACAGUUGAGAAAAGUCCUGAGCGUCUCAGGGUUACACCAGUGAAAGCCGAAGUCGUUGAACCAGGCUGCCGUCUACCCCAAAACAUGACGGGUGAUUGGAUAAAUACUGCCAACAUAGACGCUGACAUCUUCAUCAAUGAGACACAUAUCAUAGAAACUUGGUAUCCAGACGAGGGGCGUUAUAGACGAACUAUUUAUGUCUGUCGUGAGCAAAGGGAUACCAGAGUAAUGAUGGCCAGAUUAACGGUUGAUGGAUGCCAAAAGGAUUACGUAUGCUUUGAUUUUGUUCCACAACACCAUAAUAUUAUAAGAUAUAGACGAGGUAUUGCUGUUAUCAAAGACGAUUUUCAUACGGUGUGUUCCUGGGUUCAAUUCCCCAAUAAAGAAGCUUGGAAAUACGAUUUAUUCCUAGCAAAACAUCCAGUACCAGUCAGAUGUCCGGUGGCAGGAAAAUAUAUGUUUAAUCAGAGAGGAGACAUAUUGUUCGAAACAAGAAUUUUAGGUGGUGUGACACUUUCCCCUCGACCAAAUAUUUACUGUAAGCAAAAUAUUUCUGACUUAUCGGUAUGCGAUACUGAUCAGAAAGAGGUGGCUAUCGAUGAAACCUACUGCCUAUCUGUGGAUCACUUGGGUCGACCAGUAGACAUUUACAGCACACCUGACUACAAGAUGAAAUGCAUCGGUUUCUGGAAAGAAAAUUUGAAGUCGUACCUUAUCACGUAUGAUGAAUUGGAUGCAUUCAGUAAAUAUCGCUGUUGGGUUUAUCAGAGAGCAGAUUUAAAUCGAGUGUUGAUGUCUCAAGCCAUUGGACCUUACUGUGACCUUAACCAAGACGUAACAAGUAGUAACUACACCGAAGGUGCUGCUGUUGCACUAGAGCUACAAGAAUAUGAACGUGAAAGAGAUCAGUGUCCAAUGCACUUUGACGAUGGCAGUAAUCCAUGGGUGCAAACAGAAAAUUACAUCAAAGUGUUUCACUAUGGCAACGGAGGUAUCACUCUGAGUUCAUGUAACACAUUCUCCGUAGUCUUAUUUCUGAUUACCAUGCGUUUCUUUUAGAAAACAAAUAUUCCCUCAUUCAUGACUACCUUAUAUGGUGCUUGACGUUAUUGUGAAUAGGUUGCAGUACCUGUAAUGACUGUGUUCUUUGUUCAUAACCGAAUAUCACAUUCCGUGCUAGUACUUUAUCAUUAUUUUCACAUAUCAAGUUUUGAAACAGGAAUCUUGAUAUUAAGCUGCACUUUGAUUACGUGAGAUCAAAGUUAUAUAAUAUUUUUUGGCUCCACGCGAAGCCCUAAAACGUAAAUACUUAUCGUUAAAUUUUUCGUACUUUAUUAGUUCGCACAGCAAAAACCUUUUCAUAAUAGCAAGAGAAUGAAAUAUUCAAAGGAUUAAUGCAAUGCUCAAAAAAACAACACGAAUCUCACAAGUUCAAGCAGUGUAACUGCACGGAUUGACAUCGUCUAUAAAAUGCGAGAUUGCAUAUUUAAUAUCCAUUUCAAAUCAUCUAAUACCUGUAUAAUUAUUAUUCGUAUAAUCCUAUUUUUAUCUGCAGCUACAUGACUAGAGAAUUCCGUUCAUUUGACGUACUUGAUUUGUUGUGAUUGAAGAAUUUUUGAACUUUAAUAUUGACGAUUUAUUGAUCAAUCUAAACAAUCAGUGAGAUCGGUAGAGACAUCUAUAUAUUUGUUACAGAAUAAGUAAGGCGUACCAGCCCACAAUCUAUUUGUAUAAUUUCUAUGAAUUUGAUUCUUAGUUCUAUUUUUUAUAGGAAAGAAGUACAUACUCCUGUCCGUCCAUUAUUAUUAGAACAACUAACGAUAGUAUGACUGCAACUGAAAAAGUCCAGUCUAUUUGUAUAAUUUCCAUAAAUUUGAUUCUUAGUUCUAUUUUUUAUAGGAAAUAAGUACAUACUUCUGUCCGUCCAUUAUUAUUAGAUCAGCUAACGAUAGUAUUUCUACUGAAAAAGUCCAAUGCCUCAACAUCUCAGACGUGUAUAUCUUAGACAAACGUGUUAGGAUUUAUAUCCUACACAAUUACGACUCAACAUUUUUUCACUGCAAUAAAAUUACGACUAUUUUCAGUGGUAGUUACGACUAUUACACAUAGUUUAUCAGUGAAAUAUAGAAUAUUAGACCAUUAUCCAAUAAAUUGGAAUAUACAUAUAGUACACUUUAACAUUUGAAGAGUACAUUUUAAUAGAGUUAUGAGGUAGGACAUUUUUUUGAUAAUUGUGAGUCCUUGUAUUGUGAAUCACUCGAUUAGCACUAUAUUGUUAUGCAAAAAAUAUAUUUUGGAAUAAAUUUUUAUUACAAUUCUA